Penicillium olsonii is the source of this 1812-nucleotide messenger RNA. The record is from the annotation of a GenBank genome assembly. Lineage: Eukaryota; Fungi; Ascomycota; Eurotiomycetes; Eurotiales; Aspergillaceae.
AUGCCUGGGGGUUUUGAAAAGUCGGUAAAGGGGGCCACAAAGCUCAAGCUCGCAGCCCCUAAAUCCAAAUACAUCGAACACAUUCUUGUGGCAACUCACACCGGCGAGGCAGGAGUCGCAGAGGUAUUCCGAACGCUUCAACUUCGUCUCCGGGACUCAGCAUGGACGAUCGUGUUCAAAGCGCUCAUUGUUCUUCAUCUAAUGAUCCGCGAGGGUCAACUGGACGCCGCGCUGGGAUACCUGUCCGAUAAUCCAAGGAAGAUUGCGCCCAGUAACUUCUCCGAAGCGCAAUCGCAGGGACACAACAUCCGGCGCUACGCCGAAUACCUGAUCACACGCGCCAAGGCGUUCGAGGCAACAAAGACGGACCAUGUGCGAAGUGGACCUGGACGGUUGAAAAGAAUAGGCGUGGACAAGGGCUUGUUGAGGGAGACCGAGAUUGUGCAGAAGCAGAUCCGCGUGCUGCUACGCUGCGAGCUUCUGUCGGAUGAACCGGAGAACGAAAUCAGCCUGACCGCAUUUCGCUUGCUCACCCUUGACCUAUUGACGCUAUAUUCGGUCAUGAACGAGGGGACUAUCAAUGUUCUAGAACACUACUUUGAGAUGUCGCGGCCGGACAGUAUCCGCGCGCUGGCCAUAUACAAGACAUUUACAAAGCAGACGGAAGAAGUGGUCCAGUUCCUGGGAGUCGCAAGACAUUUCCAAUCUGCCACCCGCCUGGAGAUCCCUAAGCUUAAACACGCCUCUACAGACUUGGCACGGCUCCUAGAGGAUGAUCUAAACGAUCCCGACUUCGACCUCCGCCGACGGGAGUAUCUGGCAAAGAAAGGAGUUCCCAUUCCACCAAGUAUGGAAGCCACUGCGCCUGCCACCGAAAAGCCGACAUCGAUGCAAAACACAUCAAGUUUCAACCCUCCCAAACAGCCUGAGCAAGCCAAACCUGCACCCGUGGACUUGAUCGACUUCUUCGACUCGAUUGAGCAAAACCAACAACCGAUGGGACAAGCGGCCCCGAUGCAAUACCAACAAAGCGGAUUCCAACAGCCGCAGCAACAGCAAUUCUUCCCCCAGCAGACCGGCUUCCAGCAGCAGCCCCAGGCGAUUCCACAGCAAGCACAGGCGACUGGUUUCGGGCAGCCGGAUCCAUUUGGAGCGCCAUAUCAAGCACAGGGCCCUAAUAAUCCAUUUGGACAGCCACAGGCGCAAGCACAACCCCAGCAACCCCAGCCACUUCAGCCCAUGCCAACUGGAGCUGGGUUUGGUGGAUACACCGCGCAGCCUCAGCAGUACAACUACCAGUCGCAAUUGGCUCCGAUUCCGCAAGAAAAUAUUGCCUCUUUCCCUCAACAGCAGCAGGCACCUCAACCCUUGCAGCCUCAACACACCAAUCCUUUCCGUCAGUCUAUGAUGGUCAAUUCUUCCCCGGGCCCUCCCCCCGCUGCCCCUCUCUCGCGGCAGAACACGAACCCAUUCGCCAAAAGGCUCUCUAUGGCCAACCCUCAAUAUAAUCCCGCACACGAGCAAUUCCAACCUCCCUUACCCCCGCCCCCGCAGAUCCCUCCCACACAAGCGCAGCCCAUUCAACCUCAGCGGACAGGGACCAAUCCCUUUGCGCGCAGCUCUCCCGCUCCUCAACCCGCAGCGGCCCCCUUGCAGCCCAACCCAACUGGGAGCACCAACCCGUUCCGACAGAGUCAGUUUGUCAACCAGCAGACCGGACAAGGCUGGCAGCAUAGCGGACAGACUGGCACUAUGGGCGGAUUGGAACAGCUGGACACGGUGCCGAUCUUCCCGCGCCCCGGCAUGACUUAA